GGGGGAGGGUUCAUUCGCCCCGCCCUGUCUCCUCAGGGAUCGCGCGCAGCCCGCGCCUGCAGGAACUGCGGAACCCGGGUCCGAGCGGGCUUGGGGCUGUUUUGAUUGAACGACCAGGAAGGUUUUCCUGGCAGGUUGAUAUCAAGGCAACAUGUCCUCCGCUUCUAUGAAAGAGUGCCUGCAGCUUCAGCUGCUGGAGAUGGAAAUGCUGUUUUCUAUGUUUCCUAAUCAAGGAGAAGUAAAACUUGAAGAUGUAAAUGCCCUGACGAAUAUAAAGAGAUAUUUGGAAGGUACAAGGGAGGCACUGCCACCAAAAAUUGAAUUUGUGAUUACACUCCAGAUUGAGGAGCCCAAGGUGAAAAUCGAUUUGCAAGUAACCAUGCCUCACAGCUACCCCUAUGUAGCAUUGCAGCUGUUUGGACGGUCAUCCGAGCUUGACAGACAGCAGCAGCUACUUCUCAACAAAGGUCUCACUUCUUACAUAGGGACGUUUGAUCCAGGAGAGCUCUGUGUGUGCGCAGCAAUCCAGUGGUUACAGGACAACAGCGCCUCCUAUUUCCUGAACAGAAAGCUCGUUUAUGAACCUUCUACACGAGCAAAGCCAGUUAAGAACACAUUUCUCCGAAUGUGGAUCUACAGCCACCAUAUAUAUCAGCAGGACCUAAGGAAAAAGAUUUUGGAUGUUGGGAAAAGGUUAGAUGUGACUGGAUUUUGUAUGACAGGAAAGCCUGGUAUAAUUUGUGUGGAGGGUUUCAAAGUGCACUGUGAGGAAUUCUGGCACACAAUUAGGUACCCCAAUUGGAAACACAUUUCCUGUAAGCACACAGAAAGUAUUGAAACAGAAGGAAAUGGGGAGGACCUGCGCCUUUUCCAUUCUUUUGAAGAAUUACUCCUAGAGGCCCAUGGUGACUAUGGAUUAAGGAAUGACUAUCACAUGAAUCUGGGCCAGUUCUUAGAAUUCCUAAGAAAACACAAAAGUGAACAUGUUUUCCAGAUAUUAUUUGGUAUUGAAAGCAAAAGUUCAGAUUCCUAGAAAGCUAUUGAAAGGCCUAUGCUUGUAAUUUCACCAAGUCAGUAUUUCUGUCAAUAAAACCAAAAUAAAAAGGCCAGUGGCUGUUUACCGUUCCUGUGAGAAACCUAGCUCCAGAAUUUCUGCAUAGGCCUUUUAACUUUGUACCAGUGCAAUCGUGAUGUUAUCUGUAUGUUCUUAUGUUAACUGAAAACUGUUUAAUUGUAAUUUAAUAAAAGCAGUCAAUUUAACUGGGGAAGCUGAUUUAAUUCGAGAGGAGUCCAAAGCCCACAGUUGAUGUCAGCAGUCCAGCCGCAGCUGAGUUCAUAAAUAGGAGUGACAUCCCCCUCCCCUGUCGUGAUGCUAGUGUGCAGUUGGCACACACGUUUCUUUCGUUAUUGGAGAUGAAUUCUAAAUCAAGUUUAAAAUGAGAACACAGAGCAUGUUUACUGCAUUGCUUACUUUAUGUUAAAGCCCUUAUUUUGAGGUUUUUUUCUUUCAGUAAAAGCAGAUCCUGUCUGUUAAGGCAGAGGAAUCAGCAGUGUCAAUAGUAGUGAAGACAACACAGGUUCUUUGGCUGUUUACAUCAGCUGAUUAAUGAUACCAAUGCUAAUGACACCAAUAUUCUUAGUUCAGUUCUUGUCCACAAAAAAUGAUUUGUCCACAAAGUGUUCCACAGGUGAUGCAUCCUGGCGAUGUUUGCCCAGGCACCAGGGCGAGAGCUGCAAGAGGCCCAGUGUGGAUGCCCCUGGACCGUCCCCUUAGUGGGGGGAAAAUAUCAAGCUCUGCAUUUUGGUGAUAAGUCACUGUCAUCUCUUCUGAAAAUUCCAAGCACCACAGGCUUCACCAGCCUUUUUCAAAAUGAGAGUUUAUUCUAAUGGUAAUAACUCCUAUUGAAGUGGCACUUGCCAAAAACCUUUUCAUGACAAAGUAUCUGUCCCACCCCAAAAUUUCUGAGAGUCUCCUCUGUUUCAAGGAGUAUCCUGAGCUGCCUCUCUGCAGCUUUCUCUGAUUCCCAUGCUUUCUGCCUACUACUGUCCUUUCUCAGGGAACAUUUUAUUCUGCUGGGUCCCAGGCACCCCACUGACGUCCUGGUCCCCUCAGGACUCCAAA
Phyllostomus discolor (pale spear-nosed bat) is the source of this 2122-nucleotide messenger RNA. It is a transcript of the gene RWDD2A, whose product is annotated as RWD domain containing 2A. Lineage: Eukaryota; Metazoa; Chordata; Mammalia; Chiroptera; Phyllostomidae. Gene Ontology annotation, molecular function: protein binding. The coding region runs from base 152 to 1033 and encodes 293 amino acids. The transcript is spliced from 3 exons. The record is from RefSeq and is a predicted model, not a curated record.